Messenger RNA from Diaporthe batatas, 846 nucleotides. RefSeq lists its product as uncharacterized. The transcript is spliced from 2 exons. Bases 1 to 846 code for a protein of 281 amino acids. The record is from RefSeq and is a predicted model, not a curated record. NCBI's taxonomy places the organism in Eukaryota, Fungi, Ascomycota, Sordariomycetes, Diaporthales, Diaporthaceae.
AUGGCGCCAACAAUUAAGCAUUUCCCGGCCACAGCCGACCCUCAUGAUGUCCUUCAAUACAUCACUGCCGAUGGUGCGGUCGUGAUUGAAGGAGCCGCCACCCGCGAGAGCAUCGACACAAUCCUAGAGGAAACAGGCACCUUGAACGGCGGAAGGACCUUUGGUCUUGCAGCGAAAAGUCAAACUUUCGCCACAGAGCUUCUCAUGAACCCUCUCUACAUCGACCUCGUCAAACGAAUCCUGACAUCCACGAGUAUCAUCUACUACGAGCAGGAGAGAACAGUUUCCACCUCAAACCCACAGGUGUCCCAUACGUGUGCUAUCACCGCCGAGCCCGGCUCGGCCCCUUGGGGUCUGCGACGGCAGGAUGAGUGCCACCACAUCAGCCACCCAGCAAAGCGUGAGGCUGAUUUCGGCAUCCUCUACGCUGCAACCGAUGUGACCAAGGAGAACGGAGCGAUUCGAGUCGUCAUCGGCUCCAACAACUGGAAGGAUGAGCGUGACCCCUCCGAAAAGGAUGAAUACCUGGUCGAGCUUCGCAAGGGCGACGCAUUGCUUUGCCUCACCAGCCUGGGAUCAGUAUAUUACGGACAAUUGAGUAACACCACCAAUGAGCCCAGCAUCCUCUUCAGUGCAUUCUCAACCCCGGGAUACCGCCGUCAGGAAGAGAACCAGUAUUUGGCAGUUCCCUGGGAGAUUGCUGAGAACUACCCUACACCAGUACAAAAGUUCCUUGGUUAUUCAGUGAGCCGUCCUUAUGGCGGUAGCGUCGAGCACAUGGAGCCGCUGGCGUACUUGAAGGUCAAGGGUGAUUGGUCCAAGUACAUUCCCGUGGAUCUUAUUUAG